GAGAUGUUUGGAAAGCCCUACUGGAUGGUGCGGGAGCAUUUGUACAGGAAUUGGACCAGGAAAUCAUGUUAUCUCUUACAAAAUUUGCUGAUCAGCUACCAUCAGUAAUUGGACAAGUAAAUGAAGGCAUAUCAGAAUUCAGACCUACACCCCUUGAGAACCGUGAAUUUUUCAAGAAGUCCUACCGGGUACCCCACACCCUGCUGGUCAAGUUCAAUAUUGAUGCCUUUGAUGAAAGUGACGUUCUGGAGGAGAUCUUGAAGCCUAGUGUUGAAUAUUUCGGCGGGACUGUAGAAAAGAUCACUUUAUCUGGAAAUCAUCUUACCCCAUGCAUACAG
Phalaenopsis equestris is the source of this 338-nucleotide messenger RNA. RefSeq lists its product as uncharacterized. The annotation marks the transcript as partial. The transcript has 3 exons. NCBI's taxonomy places the organism in Eukaryota, Viridiplantae, Streptophyta, Magnoliopsida, Asparagales, Orchidaceae. The record is from RefSeq and is a predicted model, not a curated record.